Iphiclides podalirius (scarce swallowtail) is the source of this 384-nucleotide messenger RNA. NCBI's taxonomy places the organism in Eukaryota, Metazoa, Arthropoda, Insecta, Lepidoptera, Papilionidae. The record is from the annotation of a GenBank genome assembly.
AUGGGCAGCCUAAGCGCACCGCAUCUCUCGAAGGAUGAAGGUGCAACAGUGUACGGAUUAAAAAGCGAGGAACGAGCUACGUUAGUGCGGGAGCUUAACUCGUCGUUCAACAUGGCGAUAGCUACGUCAUCGGAAUUGGAGAAGACCGUUCGCAUCACGCAGAAGGGUCUCACACUGAUGGUGGUAAACCGCCUCCACGGACUGUUCGGCUACGACGUCGUGUCGCACGCGAUGGCGAUGACGAACGCCAAUCGGGAACUAAUUUCCUUUACCAUGUACAAGAAAUCAGGCACAGCCCCCCACGGCCACGGCCACAGUCACGGCCACGGACACGGCCAUAACACCUCGCAUAAAGGGCAAACGCACAGCAGCGUUGUAACUCUU